Lichtheimia ornata is the source of this 1668-nucleotide messenger RNA. RefSeq lists its product as uncharacterized. Gene Ontology annotation, molecular function: RNA binding. The record is from RefSeq and is a predicted model, not a curated record. Gene Ontology annotation, cellular component: PeBoW complex; nucleolus. The transcript has 5 exons. Gene Ontology annotation, biological process: ribosome biogenesis; maturation of LSU-rRNA from tricistronic rRNA transcript (SSU-rRNA, 5.8S rRNA, LSU-rRNA). NCBI's taxonomy places the organism in Eukaryota, Fungi, Mucoromycota, Mucoromycetes, Mucorales, Lichtheimiaceae. Bases 1 to 1668 code for a protein of 555 amino acids.
AUGGCCAAGAUCCAAAAGAAGGGAAAGAAAGGAGCUGCUGCCACCUACAUUACGAGACAGCAAGCACUCAAGAAGCUUCAAAUCUCACUUGCCGACUUUAGACGCUUGUGUAUUUUGAAGGGUAUCUAUCCUCGUCAACCCAAGAACCACAAAAAGGCCAACAAGGGAUCAAGUGCACCUGCCACGUUUUACUAUGUCAAGGAUAUUCAGUAUCUUAUGCAUGAGCCCCUUCUCGACAAAUUCCGUCAAUACAAGACAUUUGCACGCAAGCUCAACAAGGUACUUCACAAGGGUGAUUACAGCACUGCCAAAUCACUUGAGGAGAAUCAUCGUCCUGUGUACACUUUGGAUCAUAUUGUCAAGGAGAGAUACCCCACCUUUGUUGAUGCAUUGCGUGAUCUCGAUGAUGCCAUUUCCAUGUUGUUCUUAUUCUCAAAGAUGCCUGCUGACAACAAAAUCAAGUCUCGUGUCGUUCAUGAUUGUCAACGAUUGAUUGCCGAAUUCCAAGCCUAUGUCAUGAAGUCUCGUAGUUUGAGAAAGGUGUUCUUCUCCAUCAAGGGUAUCUAUUAUCAAGCAGAGAUCAAGGGUCAGACCAUCACCUGGAUUGUUCCUUAUCAAUUCUCUCAAUCGACCCCCACCGAUGUCGAUUUCCGUGUCAUGCUUACUUUCCUUGAAUUUUACAUUACUUUGAUGGGUUUUGUCAACUUCCGAUUGUACAACGAGCUCAACAUUAGCUAUCCACCAAAACUCGAAGCAUCGAGCGGCAGCAUUCAAUUGGAUAAUGUCCCAGCAAGCUUAAAGCAGGCUGAUGAUGACGAGGCAACUGGUGCUGAUGCCACGACCACGCUUGACGAGUUUAAGACGGUUGGAUCCAAUGAGAAUGAGGAUGAGGAAGAAAACGAGGAUGCUGGUGCAGCCACAUUGCGUCAAAUCCAAGAACAUUCACAAGAGGUUUCGUCCUUGCGCAACUUGUUCUCAAAGUGCGUCUUUUUCUUGUCACGUGAAACACCCCGCUAUGCUUUGGAAUUCAUGAUUACAUCGUGUGGUGGUCAAGUCAGCUGGGAUGAGACUGUGGGUCCCAAUCCUCCUUAUCCUGAAUCAGAUGAACGUAUCACUCAUCACAUUUGUGAUCGACCCACUGUCAACAAUCGUGUUCUUUCUCGUGCUUAUAUUCAACCCCAAUGGGUGGCCGAUUGUAUCAACCGUCGCAAAUUGGUCCGUCCUUCUCUUUACGAGCCUGGCAAAGAAUUACCUCCUCAUUUGAGUCCAUUCGUCGAAGUCAAGGAAGGCGAUUACGUUCCUGAUGAUAUUGAGGAUGACACUGCUGAACAAGACACCGAGGAAAAGGAAAAUGCUGCUGCUACAAACGAGGCUACCAAGAAUGAGGAUGAAGUAUACGAAGAGGAAUUGAAGGCAGAGGCUGAAGGUGUCACCUUCUCUGAAUACAAGGGUGAUGAUGAUGGCAAGAAGAAGAAGAAAUCAGCUGGCAAGAAACGAUCAGCCACGGAGAUUGAUGAAGACGCUGAACAAAAGGAAAUGGCUAUGGGCAUGAUGAGCAUCAAGCAAAAGAAACUCUACAAGAUUAUGAAGGCCACCAACCAGCGUAAGGCUGAUGAGACUGCCAAAUUAGAACGCAAAAAGAGAGCACUCAAAAAGUCAAAGAACUAA